Messenger RNA from Naegleria lovaniensis, 1248 nucleotides. RefSeq lists its product as uncharacterized. The record is from RefSeq and is a predicted model, not a curated record. Lineage: Eukaryota; Heterolobosea; Eutetramitea; Acrasida; Naegleriidae. Bases 1 to 1248 code for a protein of 415 amino acids. Gene Ontology annotation, biological process: regulation of DNA-templated transcription. The transcript is spliced from 3 exons. Gene Ontology annotation, molecular function: histone acetyltransferase activity.
AUGCCCAAAUCAUUGAAACAACACAGCGGCAACCAAAACUCAAAAGUACAAGAUCCCGAAACCGGCUUACAGGUCGGAUCCAAGGUUUAUUGUUUAUGGGCUAGAGACAAUGAGUACCACCAAUGCGAAAUUGUGGAGAUCAAGUUGGAUGUUAGUCCAGUGCAAUUUUAUGUCCACUAUAUUGACUUCGAUAGAAGACUUGAUGAGUGGGUAACUGCUGAACGCUUUAAUUUGGACGAAGAUGACGAAAACAUCAAAAGAGAUAGUGAAGAUGAAAACAAAGUGGAACGUAAACUUACAAGAAAUAUGAAACGUCACUAUAACGAAAUACACAACAUUUCUAAUGAUCAUGAUCUUGACAAUGACCCUGUUCAAGCAGCACUUGAGAAGGAACAUGAAGAAUUUACAAAAGUGAAAAAUAUUCAGAGAAUACAAUUUGGAAAAUAUGAAAUUGAAACAUGGUACUUUUCUCCAUAUCCUGAAGAAUAUUCCCAUAUUGAUAAAUUAUAUAUUUGUGAAUUCUCACUCAAGUAUAUGAAAAACAGAAGAACGUACGAAAGACAUCGCGACAAAUGUACAACGAAACACCCACCAGGAGAUGAAAUUUAUAGAAAUGGUUCUCUAAGCUUUUUUGAAGUUGAUGGAGAGAAGCAAAAAAUAUAUUGUCAGAAUUUGUGUCUACUCGCCAAGCUAUUCCUCGAUCACAAGACUCUUUAUUUCGAUGUGGAGCCAUUUUUGUUUUAUAUUCUUUGUGAAUGUGAUGAAGAAGGAUGUCACAUGGUUGGUUAUUUUUCAAAAGAGAAACAAAGCGCUGAGGGCAAUAACUUGGCAUGUAUUUUGACUCUUCCACCCCACCAAAAGAAGGGAUACGGUAAACUGUUAAUCGGCUUUUCUUACGAGCUCUCCAAGAUAGAAGGAAAAGAAGGAACUCCAGAAAGACCCUUAUCAGAUCUAGGUAAAAUCAGCUAUCGCAGCUAUUGGAAACAUGUACUUCUUGAUAUUUUGCAGAAUCCUGCGAAUAAGGCCUUAUCCGUCAAAGACAUUGGUAAGAUGACAGCCAUCAAAUAUGAAGAUAUCACUGCCACUUUACAAUAUCUUGGUUUGCUCAAAUAUUGGAAAGGUCAACACAUUAUAGCAGCAAAUCCUAAGGUCAUUGAGGAGCACUUGGAGAAGAGGAAGAAAAAGGAUGAAGUCACCAUCGAUCCAAGCAAAAUUCAUUGGGCUCCUUACCCAAUCUCUAACAACUAG